AUGGGCAGCGGCAGUAGUAAGAGCAGGAAACGACUGAUCCAGGCCAGUAUUGGGCAGCCCGUGAAGCCCCCAAAACUUCCAGGGGAACAAAUAAAUGAAGGAAGAACUACAACUACCUGCAUUUUGGGAACAGAUAGUGAAGUCGAAAAUACGGGAGAAGCCUCUACCAAGGACAAUCUGAAUGGGAGAAGCAAGCUCAAGCCAAUUUAUAGAGAUCCGGAUCUACGGCUAUUAGAUGAGAUAUUGGCAGAGUCUGAGGAUUGCUUAUCUUGGCAAGAUUCCGCAUACAAAGUGAAUGUAUUGAAACCCUGGUCUCCCAGUGCCAAUUCCAAUUUGAAAUCAUGCUUGCAUUCUCAGAGAGAUGUGACGUGUGAACCCGAAAUGUUGAACAUAGUAGAUAAACUGUCAGAGCUCCAGACAUCAUCUCUUGAGUUUGAUAAAUUCCAAAAUCAACAUUGUGCCUUAAAAGACAACUGCAGCAUAACCGUUAACAUGCCAAAUAGCAGUGUGGACAUUAAAAACAACAAUUUACCCACCCAAUACCAGGGUUUGUGCUCCAACCUCGUGGAACGUUCAACUUCUAUAACGUAUAAUGAUUUGGAGGAGGCACUGAUAGACAGCAUUGAAGAAGAAUACGCCCAAAAAGAUGUCUUGCUUCCAGCUCAUGAAGGAUGAUCUGCUGUUUCCCACUGGAAUGAGAAUAAUUAAAGGCUAAUAACUUAAAGAACAAAGCACUUUAUCAAACUCAACCAGGGUUUUUUUUCUCUAAACUGGGAAUUGUGUAGAAUUGACAAGGGAAUUGCAAAAUUGCACAAAGAAAAUAUCCCACAUUAGCUAUACUCAGCGAACUGCGUCUUGAUGUUUUUGUUGUUGUUGUUGUAGAAGUUCUGAAUGUGUUGAUAUAUGCGAGAUUUAGUAUGAAUGAAAUUCUGAAUGUUUCAGUUUAGCAUAAAUUGUGAAAUUCUGAGACAUUUUAUGUUUCUUUGAGAUAAAAUGGAAAUACCGUAUAUAUGCUCUUUGUAAGUGAGUCUUCUGCACUACAAAAAAUCUUCUAAUAGUUUAUGACAUGGUGAGACAGUAAGGUCCCAACACAGAGGAGUGCUUGGAGGAGCCUCCAGUGCAUGAAGUGUUGGUAAUAAUUAUUCUUCCCAGUCAGACUGAUUGACAGGUAGAAUCCAUGUACUACAGGAGCAUUCGGACACAAUCAUCAUGUACGUGUGGUAAGGUAUCAGGAAUCAGGCUGAGCAAUAGAUUCUGAGACAUGCCGGUCAGUAGUCUGUAACUGAAUGCAAAGAGAUAACAGAUGCUUAGUCAGUAGUCAGUCCCAGCAGGGAAGUGCACAGACAAGUAGUAUCACCAGAGACAAGACAACACAGUAACCGAAGACAGACAUUUUACAGAAACAGAACAUGAACCAACUGGUCAACAGAUGCUCAAGAACCAGUCUGCAAAUUCCGAGGGGAACAUCCUGUAAUUUGUAUGGAUGCCAUGUGAGAUAACACAUCCCUAUUUAUAUCACAGUGUUUUCUUUUUUUUAUCUAUGUAAAGUUAUAUCCCUUUAAAUUAUUUAUAAAGUUAAUAUAUCAGGCAUACAGUUGCAAGAA
This is a messenger RNA of Pelobates fuscus (common spadefoot toad), 1604 nucleotides long. RefSeq lists its product as uncharacterized. The transcript has 3 exons. The record is from RefSeq and is a predicted model, not a curated record. The coding region runs from base 1 to 675 and encodes 224 amino acids. NCBI's taxonomy places the organism in Eukaryota, Metazoa, Chordata, Amphibia, Anura, Pelobatidae.